UGAUAAAAAUAAGAUAAUGCUGACAAAACAGCAUUAGCCAUCGCGUAUUAUUUUACGAUCAUAAUUAUCUAAAAAGUGUAAUACAUUGUCCAUAUCAAGGUUUUCGUAUAAAAGAAAUUGUCACGCAAAACACCGACAUGCAAAAAGUUUAAUAAUUCUGAUCACCUAUAGCACAUAAAUAGCGGGUAAUUACAAGGAAUUCGGUAAUGAAUGACCAAAACAACGAAAAAGGGGCGACGACUCACCGGGAGGAAACCACACAUGCAAUGAGCAAGAAGCGCAUCGUAAAAAACAUAGCAGCGGUAUGCACUGGUGUAUUUACUCUCUUCACCGCCUAUGAUGGGCCUACCAUGCUACAAAGUACCAUGAACAAAGAACAGGGGAUCGGUGUGGCCAGCCAAGCCAUCAUGUAUGGCGCAUUUAGCAUAUCGGCACUCCUGUUACCAAAGUACGUUAUCAAGAAAUUUGGAAGCAAACGGACUUAUAUGUUUUCUAUGAUGGCUUAUGUUCCGUAUAUUGCGGCAAACUUUUAUCCUCAUUGGGAUGUUGAGGUACCGGCCUCCAUUUUGAUUGGUCUAGGCGCUGCCCUGUUGUGGGGUGCCCAAGCCACUUAUUUAAACGACGUAUCUGUCAUGUACGCCGAACUUUGUGUAUCGGAAAAGUUCCACAGCAUUUUUACCAUUAGUCGUUCGAAAAUGGGUAGUUACUUUGAUGUGAUGGUGCAAGGUACGAAUAACAUCCUGUUUCCUCGUUACUCUAUGCCGGAUUUUAAAAUCUCAAACGAUGAGCAUCUGAAAGGUAAAAAAUAUUCAUUGGACAGCGACGAGAGGAAAGUGAACUUUAUUGAAAAAUAUUUAACCGAUGUUUCUGUCGUUGCUAUUCCAGAGGCCAGUAAGUCUACUAAAAGAAAAUCGAUCGAUUUCGAUUCGCCAUUAGAGAGCCGCCAUUUUGAAGAAUCGUUGAAAAAGAAAUCAGUUGUUCACGGAGAGACCCAUAACUUGGUGGUAAGAAAAGUCGAAACCAUCACGGCUCGCGUGUUUGGUAUACAUGGCAUGUCUUACCUCGUUUGCCAUUUGUCAGGUAAUUUGCUGUCCUAUUUAAUUCUCAGCACUGGGGAACUGCCUCGUAACUAUUUAAAUAGCACCACAAGUUGCGGUUGCGGUGCUCGUUACUGCAAUGGAAAAUCUACGUGCUUCAUUGACAACGUAGAAGAAGUGUCGACCGACACAAGAAACCUGUUGUCGAGUGUCUGUGUUUCUCUGGCGAUAGUUGCUGUCUUGGUUGUUGCUUUGUUCGUGGACCCUUUGGAAUCUAAAACGGAGGCGGAGCCAUUCAAUUUGAAAUUUUUAAUGGCUACCUAUAAACUGGCUAAACGCACUGAUUUGAUAUUACUUAUUCCAUCAUCUUUUUACAUUGGACAAGUACAAGGUUUUUACACGGGAGAGUUUACAAAGGCUUACAUUGGGUGUGCUUGGGGUACUUACCACGUGGCACUUGUUUCCAUCUGCUACGGAUUGUUCUGCGCGCUGUUCGCAUCCACAUCGGGGUGGAUGGUGAAGGUGGUGGGGAGAGAGUGUGUAUUCUCAUUGGCUGCUCUGUUGAAUGUCGCGUCUAUCGCUCUGCUUCUUCUGUGGGAGCCCAAUUCUGUCAACACACACAUUUUCUUCGUAUUCGGUGGAAUGUGGGGAGCAUACAUUGGAAUCAUCUGGUCACAACUUCGUGCCUUUUACGGCGUCCUAUUCAAAGCUGAAGAAGAAGCGGCUUUCGCUGCCUUUCAUGUGUGGUAUGCUCUUGGUUUCUGUUUGUCAUUCGCCUACAGCAAUUACUUUUGUACCUACAUCAAAAUAUAUGUAUUAUUAGCGAUAUCUAGUCUUGGUUACAUCGGUUACUUUAUUGUGGAAAAGAAGUUUUCAAAAGCUAAAAUUAAAAAAUGAAUUAUUUUUCUUACUUAACAUGAUCUGCACUUGUAGAAGGUUUUUGACUCACUAAGAACCAUUGUUACGCUGACGAAUUACGUUUCGUUGUUCCUAAAUAUGUUCGACUUCAUAUAAUUAAAGUGUUUUUCAGUGAUUCAAACCAGGAAUGUUCGGAUGUGGUUCGUAAAGAGAGAAAAAAAUUAAAACGAUCCUCAUACUGUUACAAUUAUAGAAUAAAACUUGUUUUCUUCUGGAA
Messenger RNA from Parasteatoda tepidariorum (common house spider), 2172 nucleotides. Its product is annotated as N-acetylglucosamine transporter UNC93A. NCBI's taxonomy places the organism in Eukaryota, Metazoa, Arthropoda, Arachnida, Araneae, Theridiidae. Gene Ontology annotation, cellular component: striated muscle dense body; plasma membrane. The record is from RefSeq and is a predicted model, not a curated record. Gene Ontology annotation, biological process: regulation of muscle contraction; regulation of potassium ion transport. Gene Ontology annotation, molecular function: potassium channel regulator activity.